GAUAUCAAGAAGAAAGAGAACUGAUGGCAAUUGUAAAACAAAGCUCUUGUGAAACAUGGAAAAGGAAUUUCUCUGGUAAUAGAUAAUGCUGGCAAUGUUGGAGGAGGCAUCAUUUGGAAAUUCUGUUCCUGCCUAAACACAGCAAGAGGACUCUGAGUGAAAGAAGAUGUGGUGGUUUCUUGCCAUCGCUUGCCUAAUACAAGCAACUGGGAGCUCAGAAGAACUGAGUGGGAGCAGAGGUUCAAAUCCUGAAGUUCACAUGAAUGUUAGCGAAGUGAUUCGCUACAAAGGAUACCCCAGCGAAGAGCAUGAAGUCUUAACAGAUGAUGGCUACUAUUUGACAGUAAACCGAAUUCCCUUUGGAAGAGAAAAUCUUACCGCCGAAGGUCCCAGGCCUGUUGUGUUGCUGCAGCAUGGGAUAGUUGCGGAAGCUAGCUUCUGGGUCGAAAAUCUGGCGAACAAUAGUUUUGGAUUCAUAUUAGCGGAUGCUGGCUAUGAUGUUUGGCUGGGGAACAGCAGAGGAUCAAGUUGGUCUCGGAGACACCAGAAUUUGUCAACUGACCAAGAUGAAUUUUGGGAUUUCAGUUUCCAUGAAAUGGCUUUGUAUGACCUUCCAGCAAUGAUCAACUUCAUUCUGAAGAAAACUGGGCAGAAGCAACUGUAUUAUGUAGGCUACUCUCAAGGCACAACCAUUGGCUUCAUAGCAUUUUCAGCCAUACCAGAGCUGUCUCAAAAAAUCAAACUAUUCACCGCCUUGGCUCCUGUGAUUUCUCUUAAGCAUGUGACAAGCCCUGCUUCCAAAUUUUCCUUCCUACUUCCUGACUACUCAUCCAAGAGCAUUUUUGUCAGAGGAGAAUUUGUACUGUUUCGCAAGCCCGUGGCAGACCUUUUCAGGAAAUUGUGCAGCGCUACAGUGAUGCAGCAAUUCUGUGCUCAACUCAUAUUCUCGGCAGGCGGAUUUAAUGCAACGAAUCUAAAUAUGAGUCGAUUGGAUGUGUAUGCAGCUCGCUUUAUAGAUGGAACAUCAGCUAAAUCUAUUGUACACUGGAAACAGAUAAGAGAUUCAGGAUUAUUCAGAUACUUUGACUACGGGAAUGAGAAUCAGGCAAGAUAUAACCAGAGCUUUCCCCCUUCGUAUAAAAUAGAGGACAUGACUGUGCCAACUGCAGUGUGGUCUGGCGGGAAUGACCUGAUUGCAACCCCCAGAGAUGUAGCCGUCUUACUUCCUCGUAUCACUAACCUAGUUUACUACAAAAAUAUGACAUACUGGAACCACUGGGAUUUCAUCUGGGGCCUCAGUGCCCCCAAACUCAUGUACCAUAAAAUCAUGGAGUUGAUGAGAUGCUUUAGCUGAGAUUUCUGCAUUGCAGCGGGCUGGAUUAGAUGACUCUUGGGGCCCCUUCCAACUCUACAAUUCUAUGAUUCUGUGAGGAUGUCUCUGUAAAUUGAUACAUUCCUAUGAUAAAUUUCAUUUCUUUCUUUUACACCAGUCACAACAAACACUAUACAGUCGUACCUUGGAUCUCAAACGCCUUGGCUCCCGAGCAAAUCAGCUCCCAAAUGAUUGGAACCUGGAAGUGAGUGUUCCAGUUUUUGAACAUUCUUCUGGAAGCCGAACGGCUGACAGGGCUUCCUGCAGCCAAUCAGAAGCCACUGUUUGGUUUCCGAACGUUUUAGAAGUCUAGCGGACUUCUGGAACAGAUUCCGUUCGACUUCCAAGGUAUGACUGUACUGGCAUUGACAGUCUUUGUAGGCCAUUGAAAUCCACAGUAUUUAAAAAUCCAUUGACAUAUGUUGAAAGCACUCUUAUACCAGUUUAAAAGUCAUGGUUUCCCGUGGCUUCCUGGGAACUCAGAGAGCUACAAUUUCCAGUUCCAGUUCCAAUUCAUCCCUCUACUUGUAGCUCUCUGAAGGGAAUAGUGGUCUUCUAGCAGCUCUCUGCAUCCUUAAGAAACUACAGUUCCCAUAAUUAUUUGGAGUAAUUAAUGACUUAGUGUUUUAAGAGGGCUUAAUUGUUUUUUUAAGUGUAUCAGUUUCCUCACCACUGGUUUGUGUAUCUUUAAUCACAUGGUUAUGAAUAUAAGAAUUGCCUUGAGGCAUCAGACCCCAGGAAAAAAGCCAGGAUACAAAUGUGAUAACAUCUCACCACACAGUACUACACUUCCAGAGUGCUUAAAAUGUAUGGUGCUGAAUGAAUGUGGCUGCCAGGGGGGGGGGGCAGUUAAGGCUUGGACUAACUAGGCAGGGCAACUCAGUUUUGAUUCCCUGAGGGGAAACUAAAUGGAAGAAGAUAUUGAGUGGGUGUUUCUGGUUAGGAACAGUGCCAGCCAUUCUAGGUGGGUAAAGUCUCCCUGAUAAUUGGUUUAGAAAAGAGUGUAAAAUUAUCUGUAAAAAGGUCCUGUCUUAAACUUUUUAGUUUUGUGUCUCACAGUUGAAACCAUCAUGCUUUAAACCUUCAGAGAAUGUAAUUAAAUAAACAUUGAAUUU
Messenger RNA from Zootoca vivipara (common lizard), 2487 nucleotides. RefSeq names its product lipase member M. Gene Ontology annotation, molecular function: hydrolase activity, acting on ester bonds. The record is from RefSeq and is a predicted model, not a curated record. NCBI's taxonomy places the organism in Eukaryota, Metazoa, Chordata, Lepidosauria, Squamata, Lacertidae.